This is a messenger RNA of Capsicum annuum, 516 nucleotides long. RefSeq names its product 40S ribosomal protein S30. The transcript has 3 exons. Bases 150 to 338 code for a protein of 62 amino acids. Lineage: Eukaryota; Viridiplantae; Streptophyta; Magnoliopsida; Solanales; Solanaceae. Gene Ontology annotation, biological process: translation. The record is from RefSeq and is a predicted model, not a curated record. Gene Ontology annotation, molecular function: structural constituent of ribosome. Gene Ontology annotation, cellular component: ribosome; cytosolic small ribosomal subunit.
CUUUCACAUGGCCCAACUGUGCUUCUCACCAAAGCCCAAUACAGUUAAAAGCCUCGCCAGCCUCCUAUAAAUUCUAUCUUAAUUUUCCAGAAACCCUAACCUUUGCAUUCAGAGCUUUACAACCGGCGCCGGCGACUCAGUAAUCAGCCAUGGGUAAGGUACACGGAUCACUAGCUCGUGCUGGUAAGGUUAGAGGACAAACUCCAAAGGUUGCUAAGCAGGAUAAGAAGAAGAAGCCUAGAGGGCGUGCUCACAAGCGUAUGCAAUACAAUCGCAGAUUCGUUACUGCUGUUGUUGGCUUCGGAAAGAAGAGAGGACCAAACUCUUCUGAGAAGUAGAUGAGGGCAACAGUUACUUUAAGCCGGGUUCAAGAGUGUUUCGCUUAUGUUUUGUUUGUAAAUUUUGAUUCUCAGACCUCGUAAUGUGAGAAGACUAGUUUACUACCACCAUUUAGGAUGGGACGAAUACAUCUGUUUUGCCAGAGUUAAUUGAAUUUUAUUAAACUAUUUUCAUUCA